AUGACUCAUCAGGUAUUUCGUCACUACAAACAAUUUGCUGCCUCUGUCGUGUUGGCCAAACGCUUCCGCGCUGAGGCCCUUAGAGCUGGCUGGCGCGAGGCUUUUCCUCCACCAAACCGAUACGCACCCGCUCUUCUGUCCCAACGACAUGUACAGUUGCUUGGCCGUACUGUUGACCUCAGUCGGUUGAUCUGCCAGCGCAUGAACCGUGCGAUUUUCUCCUCUUUAGAUCACGCUAUUAAGCGCUUUCGUUCCUCUGAUCUGACUGGAAUCGUGGAAUUGGAAGCUAUGAUAGAGAUUAAUCGAGUAUGCCACAAGAUGCUUUCUGAACAUCUUGAGCUUGACGACUUUGACGCGCUCUUUCAGGAAGCCAACAAUCUGGUCACUUCGUCCCUCGGCCUGGUUGCACUUCAUGUAUUCUGGGAGUUUGUUUUCGAUUUGGUUAAGAACUACUGCUACAAUGAUGCCACUAAUCGGUUAGUUAUCUUACUUUGA
This is a messenger RNA of Protopolystoma xenopodis, 495 nucleotides long. Lineage: Eukaryota; Metazoa; Platyhelminthes; Monogenea; Polystomatidea; Polystomatidae. The record is from the annotation of a GenBank genome assembly.